UUUUUUUUUGGAUAAAAGCUAUUAAACCUAAAACUAAUAGAGUACUGCUGAGUGGUGGUACCCAAACAGAAGAGUGGGUUAUUAUAUGCAAACAAACAAACAAGUUGGUAAAUUGAACUUUUAUUAAUUUUAUUGGAUAAGAAAAGAAUCACGCAGGGUUGUCCUGGCCUUUUCCAUUUGAUUUUAUUGGAGAAAAAAAAAAUAGAGCUAAUUGAACGACACAUAGUGAAAAAAAAGCCAAUGAGCUGAGGAUGUUGCUAACAUAACGUGUCAGAAAACUCCCAUGCAUUUCGACACGUUACAAUUUUAGUCAGUCAACUAAAAAAUUAUAUAUAGAAGAUGAUAGUAAAAACUUAAAUGCCUGAAAUAAUCUAUACCAAUUAAAAGCGGUAGUUGUAAAUUACUAUUUAAAAUAAAUAAAAAAAAAUUACAGAGAGAAAAAGAAGACUAAUGAGAUCAAGAAUGGAAGAAACAGAUCAAAGCAGCAGAGAAAUAUUGGUAGUGGACGAAGAAAGUGAUGGUGAAGGAAGAAGAGAAAGGCCAAAAUUGCCGUGGAAUAGUGAAUAUGGGAAGAGCAUUGUGUAUGGAGGUCUCGACGCCAUUGUCACUUGCUUCUCUCUCAUUUCAUCCAUCUCCGCCAAUAGACUUUCUUCUGUGGAUGUUUUGGUGCUUGGGUUUGCAAAUUUGGUGGCGGAUGGAAUAUCAAUGGGAUUUGGAGAUUUUGUAUCAAGCAGCACAGAAAAGGAUGCGGCUGUAAUAGAAAGGGCUGUUACUGAGUGGGAUGUUACUAAUCAUAGUGGUCCUCAGAAAAUGGACUUACUCCAUCAAUAUCAAGCACUUGGGAUGGACCUUGAUGAUGCCACCACGGUUGUGAACAUAUUUGCUAAGUACAAGGACAUUUUGGUGGAUGAGAAGAUGAUGGCUCAGAAAGGAAAGCUACCACCAGAUCAAGCAGGAGGAGACAAGCCAUGGAAGAAUGGCCUUGUCACCUUUGCUGCCUUUAUCAUCUUUGGCAGCGCUCCUUUGCUCUCUUUUAUCAUUCUUAUUCCAAUUACAGACAAUGAAUCGGUGAAGUUUCUCGGCGCUUGUUUACUUUCUGCGCUCGCCUUGGCAUUUCUUGGAGUGGCCAAGGCAAAGAUUGCAGGCCAAAACUAUGCAUUAUCUGCUUUCACGACUCUAUUUACUGGUGCUAUUGCUGCUGGCGCUGCUUAUGCUUUGGGGUGGAUACUGAGGAGCAUAGCAGGACUGGACACAGAAACAUAACCCCUAUAUAGUUACACCCAAAAAAGUCUCAAAACAAGAACAACAUUGCUGGACCAAGAGUAGCAGACAUUCCGAUUUUUCCAACGCCCCUUCCCGGACACAUAUGCUUUCUCUUGUGUUGUGUUAACAUAUAUGUCAGGGACAGGCACUGCUUUUGGGACGAAAAUCAUAAAUCUAUUAUGGUUCUCUCUUUCUAAUUUAAAUUAGCAACCAGAAAAUUGAAUGGUAUUGUUUAAAGAUGUACAGGUGUGUACGCUCAAUUUUGAACUCGGUACCGCCUGAACUGACUCAGCUUAAGAAAAAUAUUACGCUAUUGAAAAGUCUUAAGAAAAAUAACAAAAGCUGCAAUCAGAGCAAAAUUGGCACUGAAAAUUUGCCAGCAAAAUUGGCACUGAAAAUUUGCCUCUAUAGUUUUUUUUUUAAUGUGUAAUAAGGUUAAAAUGCUAAGUUCAGUUGCCUUCGCUAAGAGCUAAUCGCAAGGCAUACUCGGCUUCUCUCAAAAAAAGACGAGUGAGUUGCUUUUGGCCUCGUCGAUAUACUAUACACGACCACUUGUGUCUACUAACCAAGUAACGUUCUGUAGAUUUAUC
Cannabis sativa is the source of this 1853-nucleotide messenger RNA. RefSeq lists its product as uncharacterized. Bases 451 to 1263 code for a protein of 270 amino acids. Gene Ontology annotation, biological process: intracellular manganese ion homeostasis. The transcript has 4 exons. Gene Ontology annotation, molecular function: iron ion transmembrane transporter activity; manganese ion transmembrane transporter activity. NCBI's taxonomy places the organism in Eukaryota, Viridiplantae, Streptophyta, Magnoliopsida, Rosales, Cannabaceae. The record is from RefSeq and is a predicted model, not a curated record. Gene Ontology annotation, cellular component: membrane.